This is a messenger RNA of Chaetomium strumarium, 1188 nucleotides long. RefSeq lists its product as uncharacterized. NCBI's taxonomy places the organism in Eukaryota, Fungi, Ascomycota, Sordariomycetes, Sordariales, Chaetomiaceae. The coding region runs from base 72 to 1052 and encodes 326 amino acids. The transcript is spliced from 2 exons. The record is from RefSeq and is a predicted model, not a curated record.
AGCCCAUCAGACUAACAAUCCAGCCCUUUGAUCGUAUCACGCCAAGUCCCGUCUUCCAAACACACUUCGCCAUGGGGGUAUGGAAUCCAGAUGUCAUCUUUAAUUUGAUAAAUCCCGAGAGAGAAUACGACACCUGCACCGGUCAUGCCUCUACCUAUGGCCGCCGAUGUCGACGCCGUGUAGCAGCCGCCAGUAUGGCCGAUGCUCGCUCUUUCCUCCGCAAGCUCGCCACAGAAAACCCUAUAACGGCAUCGAAGUCACCAGAUUUCGAAGCGGCGGCAAAACUUACGCUGUGUUACCAACACAAAGACCAAGUCUAUGCGCUGGUGAACGAAUGGAGAGCGUGCAUUCAGCUGUACGCCGCUUCCACUGCCGGCGGAUCGACGAACGACAGGGGUGCGUCGAACCAACAGAAGAAAGAGAAGAAGCAGAGGACAGAGGGAGGAGCACAAUGGGAACAGCAUAAGAAGAGGAGGGCGGAGCAGGCUGGAAGAGGUGAGAAGGCCGAAGCCGACGGGAGUCAAGCGCGGCGAAAAGCGGAGGACCGGAGAGAAGAGCAGCAAAGAGCGAAACAAAGUGCUGGGCAGAAAGAGCAAGAAAAAGUGAAAGCGGAACAAGAACACGAGAAGAAAACGGCACGCCAGCAGCAGAACAGUCGACAGCGGGCUGAAGAACGGGAGGCCGCGGAGAAGCAAGAAUGGGCAGAUGCGUGGAGCAAAUACUGCAGGGGUUGGAUGUCGCUUGAGAUGGACAAGACAAAGAUCACCCCGUCUAAAAUACCUUGGCCAGUCAAGUCCGGAAGCUGGCAGGAUGUUAGCGAAUCAAGCGUCCGGUUGUUCUUUCUCAAAGCUGUCCCAGUCUACUUGGCGGAUCAUCAAGGGGAUGAAAUGUACCGAACAAUCUGCAAUGAGAAUAAGAGAUGGCAUACGGAUAAGAUUAUGAGCAGAUUCGGACCUGACAUCCUCAAGGUGCCGUACGGAGAUGCCCUGAACAUGAUCGCCAAGCUUAUGGUUCAGCUACGGGUUGAGGCUAAGAUGGAGAGGAAGAGAUAGCGGCUAUGAGUGCAAUCGGCGGUUCUGGGUUUCGUAACCGAGUUGUUUCUUGGGCGAGGCUUCUGUGGGAUAGAAUCCUCCCUCCGCCAUUUGUACAAUACUGUAAGGUUCGACGUAAAUAGUAAUUAAAACCUUC